Molecule: messenger RNA, 925 nt
Organism: Pectinophora gossypiella (pink bollworm)
Lineage: Eukaryota; Metazoa; Arthropoda; Insecta; Lepidoptera; Gelechiidae
Exons: 4
Coding region: 48-581 (177 amino acids)
Source: RefSeq, a predicted model, not a curated record
UUUAUCUUAUUUUUAUUAAUUUUAUAAUUAUUUUUCUGUGUGUUAUAAUGGCAUUUAAGUGGCUUCCAAAAACAAAUUCAUGUUGUUUCUGUAUAAACAAUUUAGAAGUAGCUACGUAUCUUAUAUGUGUUUUUGGUAUGGCAGUUGGAUUUUCACAGUUUAAAAUAUUAGUGCCGGCGUGUAAGAAUGUUGUCUCAGGAGGAUUCGGUACUUUCGUGCAAAUUGUCGGGUACUUCACCGUUAUAUCUGGGCUACUGUUAUUUGCCGCGUCUGUGACUCUUGUUUUCACAGCCAAAUGUUUCGAGCCAAUAACGAACAUAUUUAUAAUAAUAGCGUUAAUCAGUGUAUCGAUGGAGUUUAUCUACCAUGUGACGUACGCGCUUCGGUACAUGGCCCUGGACUACAAAUGUUCCGCGAACAAAUCAUUCGCCGAAGUGUUUGAUUUUAACGCUGCGACCCCUCUGACGGUCGCCAACGCCAGAAUCUAUGGGCAAAUUGUAAUCGCCACUUUUCAAGCUUUAUUAAUGUUAUACUACUGUGUGGUCGUGAACUCAUUUGCGAUGGGGAGACAUGGAGGCUGACAUCAAUCCACAAUCACCCUGUCACCAAAGCUGGUGAUGUUGGUCAAUGACCUCACAACCCACUACAGAAGCCAGGACCCCGAUACCGACCCCGCCGGCGUGGUCGACGAUUUCCCUCAUUCAGCGCUUAUCGCUAUCGACCCACUAGGGUCGAUUAAUUCUUUCAAAUAUUUUUCCUCUCAGACGACGCCCUGAGCCGAGGUUCGCGCCCAACUGGGCACCCUCAGGCCUGUUGUCUUAAACGUUGUACCGGGUGAGAGCCUUCAGCGCUCCCCAUUUGUCCGGCCAAGUAGUUAAUGCCAUCUGCGGCAAAUCUACAAUAAGUCACGUCAAAAAAAAAAAAA